This is a messenger RNA of Aspergillus versicolor CBS 583.65, 1464 nucleotides long. RefSeq lists its product as uncharacterized. The record is from RefSeq and is a predicted model, not a curated record. The transcript is spliced from 4 exons. Gene Ontology annotation, biological process: transmembrane transport. NCBI's taxonomy places the organism in Eukaryota, Fungi, Ascomycota, Eurotiomycetes, Eurotiales, Aspergillaceae. The coding region runs from base 1 to 1464 and encodes 487 amino acids. Gene Ontology annotation, cellular component: membrane. Gene Ontology annotation, molecular function: transmembrane transporter activity.
AUGUCUGAAAAGAAAGAUCUCCAGGAUAUCGGUGACGAAAAGCCCGAGGCCUUGCACCGAGAAGAUACCAUAGACCAUCUCAAGCAGCAGCAGCGCCCGCAAGAUGGCGAUUACUCUGGCGCACGCAAGAAGACUGAUCCAGCUGAAAUCCGCUUGGUGCGCAAGCUCGAUAUAUGGAUUAUGCCCACUCUUUGGUUGAUGUACUGGCUAAACUACCUCGACCGCAAUGCCAUCGCCCUGGCUAGGCUGAAUGACCUUGAAGAGGAUCUGAAUCUCUCCUCGUCUCAAUACCAAACUUGCGUUUCCAUCCUCUUUGUUGGGUAUAUCCUCGGGCAGGUCCCUAGUAACAUGUUAAUCACACGACUGAGGCCAUCAUUGUACAUGUCCGGGGCCAUGGCUGCAUGGGCUGUGGUCAGUGCACUCACUGCAUUGGCCAAAGACUUUACAGGCCUUCUGCUAGUUCGGUUCUUCCUGGGUCUUACGGAAACCCCUUACUACCCCGGGGCCUUGUACAUGCUUUCUAUCUUUUACACGCGCAAAGAAAUUGCAACCCGCAUCUCCAUUCUCUAUACAGGAAACAUUCUUGCCACAGCCUUUGCUGGCCUUAUUGCCGCCGGUAUCUUCCAUGGUAUGGAUAAUCUGGGCGGCAUCUCUGGCUGGCAGUGGCUCUUCAUUCUCCAGGGUGCGGUCACCUUCGUCGUUGCCAUUGGUGCUGUCUUUGUACUCCCAGACGACCCUCUCAAUACCAGAUGGCUUAACCAGGAGGAGCGUCAACUCGCCCAUGACCGCAUCCUCGCCGAUACCGUCGGAGCUCGACACCAAACCAGCACCUUCAGCGGUGUGAAGGAGGCCGCUCGCGACCCCCGGGUUUGGCUCUUCGCCUUUAUGCAACACAUGCACCUAGCAGCCAACGGGUUCAAGAACUUCUUCCCAACGGCUGUUGAGACUCUAGGGUUCAACACAACCAUCACUCUAGUUCUUACAUGCCCGCCCUAUCUCAUUGCAGGGUUCAUAUCCGUGUUCUGGUCAUGGAGUUCCGGCCACUUCAACGAGCGAACCUGGCACAUCACCAUCGCCAAAACCGUUGCCAUAAUCGGUUUCGUGCUCGGCUGCGCAACCCUCAAUACCGGUGCAAGAUACUUCGCCAUGGUUGUCUUUUCGAUAGGAACAUACGCAGUCAACUCAGUUAUCCUCGGCUGGGUCUCCAGCACCUGUGGCCAGACAAAAGAAAAGAAGGCAUCGGCAUUGGCCAUCGUCAACACCUGUGCUAAUGUUUCAUUCAUUUGGACUCCGUACCUAUGGCCUUCCUCUGAUGAGCCCCGCUAUACGAUCGCUAUGUCUUCGAGCGCUGCUUUCUCUAUCGCCUGUGCCGCCGGUGCUUGGGCCAUGAGGUUUUGGCUUAUGCGUGCGAACCGCAAGAUCCGCCAGACGAGUGAUGAGUCGGUUUUGUAUUAUGCUUAUUAA